AUGAGCAGCACCGGCGUCUCCCUCCGGGACUUGCCCAAGUCAUGGCGCUUCACAGAGGCCCUGCCGCCAGACGCCACUUUCCCUACACCCGCAGAUUCACACAAAACCCCGAGGGACCAAAUCCGACCUCGGACCGUGCAAAAGGCGCUCUACACCUGGGUUCGCCCGGAGGAGCAAAAGGAUCCCGAGCUACUUUGUGUGAGCCCUGCUGCAUUGAAGGAUAUCGGUAUACACCCCGAGGAGGCCAAGACGGAGGAGUUUCGCCAGCUUGUGGCUGGUAACAGACUCUUGGGCUGGGACGAGGAGAAACUGGAGGGGGGCUACCCUUGGGCCCAGUGCUAUGGUGGUUUCCAGUUCGGUUCAUGGGCCGGUCAAUUGGGCGAUGGACGCGCGAUCUCCUUGUUUGAAGCGACAAACCCAGAGACGAAGGAGCGGUAUGAGCUACAGCUCAAAGGCGCAGGCAUGACGCCAUACUCUCGCUUCGCCGAUGGCAAGGCUGUGCUGCGGUCCAGUAUCCGAGAGUUCGUGGUCUCAGAGAGUUUGAAUGCCUUGGGAAUCCCGACAACCCGUGCGCUGUCCUUGUCAUUGCUGCCGCAUUCUCAAGUGCUACGCGAGAGGAUGGAGCCUGGAGCUAUCGUGCUCCGCUUUGCGCAGUCGUGGUUGCGCCUUGGAACCUUCGAUAUCCUACGAGCGCGUGGCAACAGGGACCUCAUCCGCCAACUGUCGACGUAUAUCGCAGAGGAUGUGCUCGGUGGAUGGGAUACGCUGCCAGCUCGUCUAGACAACCCAUCAGAGCCGGUGGACGCGUCUACACCAACGAGAGGCGUAGAAGCUUCAGAGAUCCAAGGGCCCGAUGACGCUGCAGAGAACAGGUUCACACGACUUUACAGGGAAGUCGCCCGGCGCAAUGCAGUCACUGUGGCGCACUGGCAAGCGUACGGCUUCAUGAACGGAGUCUUGAAUACAGACAAUACGUCAAUUUUCGGCCUUUCAAUGGAUUACGGUCCUUUCGCGUUCAUGGAUAAUUUCGACCCAGCAUAUACACCAAAUCACGAUGAUCACAUGCUUCGAUAUAGCUACAAGAACCAGCCCACCAUUAUCUGGUGGAAUUUGGUCAGGCUUGGUGAGGCACUCGGCGAGACGCUGGGUAUCGGGGCUCAAGUCGACGACCCGACCUUCGUUGAAAAGGGUAUCGAGGAGAGCCAGGAAAAAGCAGUCAUUGCGAGAGCCGAGAAGAUCAUCACCCAGGUAGGAGAAGAAUUCAAGUCUGUCUUCCUGGCCGAGUACAAGAAGCUUAUGACACGACGUCUCGGCCUUCUGAGCUUCAAAACUUCCGACUUUGAGGAGCUUUUCAGCGAGGCUCUGGACACAAUGGAAAGCCUCGAACUUGACUUUACGCACUUCUUCCGCCGACUCAGUGCCCUCCGACUGGAGCAGAUUGCAACGCCAGAGGCACGGAAGGAAAUUGCUUCCGUGUUCUUCCACCAAGAAGGACCACCCAAGUUGGUUACGGAAGACGAGGCACGGGGUCAGAUUGCGAAAUGGCUACAAGCAUGGAGGUCACGCAUUGUCGAAGACUGGGGUGAGGGCAGCGACACCGUGUCCGCAGCCAUGGACGAAGAGCGCCGCGCAGCCAUGAAGCGUGUCAACCCCAACUUCAUCCCGCGAGGAUGGAUCCUGGACGAGGUCAUCCGCAGGGUGGAGAAGGACGGCGACCGUGAGGUCUUGGAUCAACUGAUGCACAUGGCUCUGAACCCGUUCCAAGAUCGUUGGUCCGGGGAAGUACACAAUGAGGCUGAGUACCAAGGGAACGAAGAGCAAGAGCAGAGAUGGACAGGCGACGUGCCCCGCUUCGAGCGCGCCAUGCAAUGCAGCUGCAGUUCAUAG
Molecule: messenger RNA, 1887 nt
Organism: Emericellopsis cladophorae
Lineage: Eukaryota; Fungi; Ascomycota; Sordariomycetes; Hypocreales; Bionectriaceae
Exons: 2
Coding region: 1-1887 (628 amino acids)
Source: RefSeq, a predicted model, not a curated record